AUGACACCAAUUCAGCUAGCAGCACGCGGGAACAGGGGAGACAUUGUGCAGAUUAUGAUUCAGAGCGGAGCUCUAGUGAAUUACCUCCCUAUUAUUCCGCAUUUAGGGCUCGGUGCUAUCGAAAAAAUGUUCUCCAACUGGAGCCGAUGGAGCUCUGACGAAGAGAUUCCGCUUGCAUAUCCCAUCCAACAUGCCGCCGUGAACAAUAACAUAAACCUUGCUCAACAAUUACUUGCUGCUGGGGCACAUGUGGACUCCAGAGUUGGCACAAAUUAUGGCGAUACCCCUUUGCAAAUUGCGGCCAGGAUAGGUAACAUUGGAAUGGUAGAAAUGUUGCUUUCAUACAACGCUGAUGUCAAUGCUCCUCCUGGAAAAUAUGAUGGGCGUACAGCAAUCCAGGCAGCUGCAGGCAAUGGAAAUAUGGACAUGAUGCAAAUGUUAAUAAGUGCUGGAGCAGAUGUCAACGCGGCCGCUGGCUGGAGAAAGGGGAGAACGGCGAUUCAGGCCGCUAUGGAGAAGGGCCACCAUGACGUGAUAACACUGUUGUUACACCUGGGGGCUGAUAUCAAUGCAAGUCCAGCUUUUAGUGGUGGCCUCACUGCUUUGCAGGCAGCAGCUUUCUGCAACAUUGGACUUCUUAAAAUAGCCCUCACGAAUGGCGCAGAUGUUAAAGGUGUGGUUAGCCCUGAGGACGGAGUCACAGCACUUCAAGCUGUAAUUAAGCGGAAGGAUAUUUCGGCGCUCAACAUCAUGCUUCACGCAGGUGUAGAUGUGAAUGAGCUGUCGCCCUCAAAAGCAUCCAAUUCAUUUCCCUCUCCGGAUACAUUAGGCUCAAACAUGACACCUCUCCAACUUGCGGCUUAUUUCGAAUGGAUUGAAGGUGCCGAACUCCUCAUCGAUUUCGGUGCAGAAGUUGAUGUACUCCCUCCCCAGCGUGAUCAUGAUAAGGCAUUCACAGCUUUGGGCUGGGCAAUCAACAAUUAUGAUCACGAUAUGAUGGAGUUACUGCUUCAUAGCGGGGCCGAUCCAAAUGCUCCUUCUAUGAAUUACGAAGAGGCACCUAGUGCCUUCCUCUAUGCUCUCCAUCGGUGCUGCUCAAAUGAGAUGUUUGAUCUCUUUCUUCAGCGAGGUGCCGAUAUCACAAAGUGUUGGGGCUCUGAAUCAGCAAUUGAGCUUGCAGUAUCAAGCGUUACCAACGAUAUAAGUAUUGUCAAAAAGGUUAUUGAAAUUUUUUCACAACUUGCAAGGGGUUCAUACUCGACCGUGAUGCAACAAGCUUUGGCAUGCAUCACAGUGGAUAAAGAUUUCCCUCCCAAUGCCGAUCUGGUAAAAACAUUGCUUGAUGCUGGAGCUAAUGUCAAUGCGAUUGACACCGAUACGGGAGAGACAUUACUCCAAAAGACACUUAUGGAGCCUGAUGUUGAUGUAGUCAAGCAGCUUCUUGAAAGUGGGGCAGAGGUGAACUUCCUGGCAACAGAGGACAGGGGAACACCCUUACAAACAGCAAUCCUCUACGAACAGCCAGAAAUCGCGAACCUUUUGAUAGAUUAUGGUGCUGAUAUUAAUGCCCUUCCGGCUGGGAAACACGGUGCAACUGCGCUUCAAGCAGCCGCCAUUCAUGGCUACGUUGGACUUGCCAGGAGGCUGCUGGAACAUGGAGCUGAUGUUGCUGCGGCUGCGGCACCUGUCGAUGGUAGAACAGCAAUUGAUGGGGCGGCUGAGCAUGGUCGUCUCGAUAUGUUACAGUUGUUACUCAACUCUUACCCCUGCAGAGAAGAACUGCCACUUGCCUGUAACCGGGCCGCCUCUUUCGCGGAAAAGGAAGGGCAUAUAAGAGUAGCGAUUUGGUUGAGGGCCUACACAUCAUGUUGA
Molecule: messenger RNA, 1872 nt
Organism: Aspergillus udagawae
Lineage: Eukaryota; Fungi; Ascomycota; Eurotiomycetes; Eurotiales; Aspergillaceae
Exons: 1
Coding region: 1-1872 (623 amino acids)
Molecular function (GO): protein binding
Source: RefSeq, a predicted model, not a curated record